UGAUGUAUCUAAAUUUAUCACAAGAUCAUAACCUGUUAUCUUCAAAAUCACAGUUUACGAUGAUUUCAGCUGUACAUGUCAAAUAACCAAAUACUCAAAGCACAAAAUAGGAACUUGAUCAAGCACCGACAGUUCAAAAACAGAGAUGAGAAGUGAAGUUUCAUGCGAGACCAUCUUUAAGCUCCUUUUGUAUUUUUAUUAUAUUUUUGUAAAUGUAACCCCAUUGCUGUUAAUUCAGAUAUCCUACAUCACCCCUUAACAGUGUGUAUAAUAAGGAACCAAAUUGCUGUAUGUAUUUGUGUCAUUUAUCUGUUUUCAUAAAGUUGUACCUUGUAAUAGUUUGGAUAGGAACUGAAUGUGCUUGUUAACAGUUACAGGACACAAUACAAAACAAAGGUGCCAUAACAACAAGUUGGCAAAUCAUGUUUUUCUUUGUGUUUUUUUUCAUAAGUUACCUCAUUUUAAUGAUUCACAAACAAAAGUUAUUUUCUUAUUAACACUGGCAGGAUGAAGAAGAAUAGAUGCUUUGCUUUUUUAAGCUCAGCCGUUGAGGUCUGUUUUUCACAAUUACAGGGUGUUAGAAUGCAUAUUUUUUUAAUGUGCACUAUGACAUGAACAGUUUCGUGCCACAUAAUAACAAUGGACAUCUGCGGAGCGAUGCAUCUCAGGAGUAAGAAGGAAGACGUCAGCCAGUCUAAGGAGCGCACAUCCAAUUUUGAUAUGGUGCAAAUGUAUAAAAGUAUACAGGUCUGAAACCUUAUUACUAUCUACUCAUAAAUCUUAAGUAGAGCAGUUAUGAGGCCUUGUUGGUCAUGUCUUUAAUCCACCUGAGUUUGACAGAAAAGAAGACGACUCUGAUGACUCAGAGUCCAAGAUCCGCCAUGACACAGAUCUCAGAGAUUUCAGCUGUUGUCUUAUUUUGGCCACUGUUGCCAAAUGUAUUAGCUUUUUUAUUGUACAUGGUCUCAUAUUGUAAGAAUACACAACCCCCUAGAGAAAAUGCACACAAGUCAUAGUUUGUCUUCUUGCAUCCAUGUGCAUGUAUGUGUAGAAACGGUUGUUAUAUUUCACUGAUAGUUUGUCUUCACUCAAAUGUCUCUCGGAGUCGAGCCUCAAGACAAACAGGCCAUUCAUGGAAAAGAAGGCAGCUUUGUCAGUCAUGAGCGCUGGGAUUGUUUGAUACAGCCAGAGUCUGUGUAGAUGUGUGUGUUUGUUGUGCGUGUGUGUGAGAAGGGGAUCAUGGGUCUCUGAGAUAGAGAGUGUGUCUUUGAGGAAUGAGUGCUGUGCUUAUAUGAGCAACUGUGAUAGUGUGUUGUGUGUCUGUAAGGAACUUUGACUAAGAGGGUUAAAUGUCUCUUGGUGUGUUUUUGUGAUAACAGUAGGACGGGAGCAAUUUGACAUUUUCCUCAAAAUGGAAGCAUAGCAGCUCAACCACAGAGCUGAAAACAGCUCUGUUACAUCAGGUAAGUACUUUUGUUUCAUCUGUGAAGGAGCUGUAUGUGACUGAUCAUCAUGACAGGAAACAACAAGACUGUGAAAUAGGAGGAAUAACUUCUGAUGGUGGUGAUUCAUCAACAGGCUUAGGUGUGUGAGGACCUCUGAGCUUUCAUGAACAUUGUGGAUGGUGAUCUUCUUACCCUUCCUCUUGGGAGGCUGAUAUCUUCUGUGGUUUAGGGAACUAUCAGGCUAUGUUGCUAAGAAAGCUGUUACUCCCUUCAGAUGAAAACAUAGCCUCUGCUGUCUGUGUGCAAAUCUGCUGAUUUACAGUCUCUCUGAAAGCAGCUUCGCCCACUUGCAUAUCUUGCUGCAAUAGUGCCAACUUCCAUCUCCUUAUCAGUGCUUUAAUCUUGACCAAGAUGUGGAUGGAAUGAGGAAACAUUUACUUUGAUAAUCAAAUAAGUGUUUGUUUGUUUGACAUAAUCACAAAAGAAUUAGAAAUCUGCAGUGAAACGUGCUAAACCCUGUCUGUAAAAGACAGAAAGGAGUUUAAUAUUCAAGGAAAGUGAGACUGGAAAUCUCUCCUACCUUUAAGCCAGAGACCUUGUCUCCUGUAGAACCAAAACAAAGCAGCACAUGCUUAUUGGAAACACUAUCGGGGGUUCAGCCUUUAACAUGUGACAAAACAAAGUUACUGAAAGUUUCAUCUGUGUCUAAGCUGUCCUCUUCUUUAAAUCCCAACCAUGAGUUAUUCAUUAUGUAGUGGAUUUCUUGAAAAAUUAGACUGGACGGUAAGAAUUUAUGUCAAGAAAAUCCUCAGCUGUUCAUGAUGUAAAUGAACGCGUUAGACCAACCCUGUCACAUGUCAAAUAAACACAGUUUUACAAAAUACAAAUCAUAAACUAAACAAUACAAAACAAUGAAAUUGAAUUAGAAUAAGACAUUAUCCAGUGGAAUCCAUUUAAAACACUAUCCAAAUAAAUAGCCUAUGAGGGAGUGUGAUAAAACAGCUGAUCACAUCAUCAGAUUAUGUGCCUGAAUGCUCUCAUUUACUGUGUCCUGUAUUUCAGUAUGUUAUGACUUUACAGAUGAAAAAGUCAGCGGUACGAUUUCAUGUUUUGGAAUAAAGUCAUAGCCUACUUUAACACCGUUGAAGAAUAACUGUCUAAACUGAUCACUUAUGACAUAUAUAGGCUGUCUCACAGCAUUUUUUUUAAUUCACAGCAUGAUGACUUCCAUAUUAAAAUCCUGUUUUUGUUUUGAACAGGCAUAUUUCUCUAACAUUGUAUUUUUUCCAUCCAUGAUGAACUGACUCAGCCUGCUGUGUAGUCUCAGGAUGAACUGGGGUUUUGUUGCCUCUCUCACGGCCUCUCCCUUUAAGACGACACCGUGCUGAAUUCAAGCAUCCUUGGUAUUGUUGCAUCCCUGGUCUCUUUCUCUGCCUCCUGCUCUCCCCUCCCAUCCAUACAUCCGGAUCCGGCUCCUCUCUUUCUCUUUCUCCUCCGGCACCAUGACUAACGACUCUCCGGAGGAGGAGAUCCGGGCUGUGAGCGGCGGAGGGGCUGGAAAGGGACCCGUACGAAGAAACCGAGAGGACGACAAUGUCACCAUCCUAACAUCCUCCAUGGACCUACAACGAGCCGGCCGGGGUCGAGCAAGCAGCAGCAACGAUGCCGCUCCUAGCCUGACAUCCUCGGUGGAUCUGAGCACCUCCUCCCUGGAGCUGAGCAUCCAGACUCGGAUUUUUAAGAUCAUCGUCAUCGGGGACUCUAAUGUCGGAAAGACCUGCCUCACCUUCCGCUUCACAGGAGGAAGCUUCCCCGAAAAGACUGAAGCCACCAUCGGCGUGGAUUUCAGGGAGAAGGCGGUGGAGAUCGAGGGAGAGACCAUCAAGGUAAAAGCUACAGAUGCUGUUUGUCCAUCAUCCGUGCUGUCUCCUCACCCCCUCUCCUCCUCCCCCCUCUACUCCUCUCCUUGUUUUUAUGCAGCUUCAUCUCCAGGUCUGGAUCACACAGGCCCUGUUCUGUCUCAGGGAUAACUGGACUAAGACUAAAGUAGUGAUGUUUUCUGCUAAAGAAAUAUAAAACUGUUUUUGUCCUCAGGAAAGCUGGCAGUGGAGUCUUGUUGAUAAGCCUAAAGCUGUCUGAUGAUUAGCUAAAUGUCAGGUGUCUCCUUCAGUGUUUUGACAUUGUAGGGCCGAGAAAGAAAGGCCAGACAGUGUUUGCAGCUGAUACUUCUGUGGUCUGGCUGUAUUAACAUAUAAAAGAGCUUCGCUGAUUGAAUCCCUCUAAGAAUGACUAUAAAUAGGUGUAGCCUGCCUCAGAAGAGCAUGCGAGACAUCCUGAGUUUGAUCAAAUAAUCAGUAAUAUCAAGUUCAUUGUUGGGCAGGUCUAUUAUUACAUACCACCCAACAAAUGAACUAACUGAAUGAAAAAGUGACCAUCUGGUCAACAUUUCUCACAGCUGAAUAAGAAGACAUGGAAAACAUAGUGGUUCAUCCUGCUGUCUGCUGUUUUUGUGGUAGUAGGCCACAGCAGCAAUCAAAGACUUAGAGACUGUAAAAUUUGAAUCUUCUCCUUUUGCACACAAACAUGCAUGUAUUUUUCUUCAAAUGUUACACUGUGAUGAUAAAUACCACGGCACUGGAGCCUUUGUCCUGUCAUGAUGUAAGCUUUGGCAUUUUUCACUCCCUUGGGAAGGGACAGAGAAAGAGUUGGCAUGUAUACUGACAGUGAGAGCAUAACCAACACUGGCUAUUUGAGGCCUGAUUUUACAGUGAAUAACAGGCCAAACUCUGAAAUGUAUAAACUCCAUAGCAGCGUAGAGUCCCUGACAGCAAUAACAGUCACAGAAACCUGGAUAGAAAAAGAAAUAGAAGAUUUUUAAAGAAUAUUUAUCUGUAGGGACAGUUCAGCUGUAACUCAACAGGGACAUUGACGCUAUUGUCUUUAUCCAGUUUAAAACCAGUUUAGUCAGGAAGAUCAACUGGUCAAUCACUGAGCAUCUGUAUAACCUGAAAAAAUAGGUAACUGUGAAAACAGUAUCUGUCAUUGGUUAAAAAAAAAAAAGGGCAGUAACUUAAACUUAUGGUAAAAUGGACUAGCCUUCAGUUUUACUUUAAACUUAAUAUGUCGUCAGUCUUACUUUUUCCAACUUAGAGACUUAUUCAAUGUUUUUGAGGCUUUAUGUUGAUGUUGGCUUUUGUUAAUUACUAUCAAAAGAGAUCCUCCUGCAGAGCAGAGCUCUCCUGUGGCCUGGCAUAUCGUUGAUAUCUUGUUUUGGUACUGUCAUCACAACCAAAUCUUUAUCUUCAGCUCAGUAGACUACAACCUUUCUCUGUUUGGAAUCUGAAUAUUAAACAUUGUUGCACAAAAUCAGUUUUAUUAGUAUACAAUCAAUUCUUUUCUUUACCAUUUUUACAGGUGCAGGUUUGGGACACAGCUGGCCAGGAGCGCUUUCGUAAGUCCAUGGUAGAGCAUUACUAUCGUAACGUCCAUGCAGUGGUCUUUGUGUAUGACGUCACCAAGAUGGCUUCCUUCCGAAACUUACAGACAUGGAUUGAGGUUGGUAACUAGCACAGUACUCUAGUACAGAGUAUUUUACUUGUUGUAAAACAGACUGAAAUCAAUACUGAUGUCUCCCAUGGCCUGCUAAAGCAAAAAAGCCCCUUACUUUUAUGUUAUUAUUAAUGUCAAAAACCACAGAUAGGUCAGAUUUUAGAGGACUUCAGCACACUGCUAAAAUUGCCUUUUUCCUGUUGUUUUUAUGCCUGAGAUUCCCCUUCAGUAGUGGUUUUGAUAAAAGACAACAGGAUGAGAUGUAGGCCUGUAUGUACAGACCAUAGACUGUAUGGACAACUUGGUUCCGCCUACCGCCUGUAUACGGAUUUAAAGCCAAAUAGCUCUCGGUAUUUCCAGGAUUUUUUCUUCAUUUCCUGAAACCAGCGUUGUGCAGUAGCAAUACGUGCAUUCCGGUGUGCAGUCGCUGAAAGUCACUGUGAUGACGCUCGGCUCAAACAGCGUAUCCCCCGGGAGAGCUACGCAAUCCCUGAACACCCAUAGGCUGUAUCAGGUGUCAAUCAUAGAAAACUUGAACCCACUAAUAACUUUUAAAAACGGAGCUUCACAGAAAAAAGAGGACUUGAGCACAAACCAGUGUUACAGUAACUACAUGUCAACAUCACAAGCAGGGGGGAGAAAAGUUUAUAUUCUGUGUAAUAAAUUCCUAAAGUUUGUCCACAGUCCCAUAAGCUUUGCUGGCGGAGGCGGGAUUUAUGACCUUUACUGCAGCCCAUCAACAGAGGGUGCUGUUCUCGGGGUGUCUUCACCCAGAGAGGAGGCAGACUCUGUCCAUUCUUUAUACAGUCUAUGGUACAGACCAAAUAAGCAGAGGGACAGCGGUUUGUCCACAGUACUCAUCAAAAUCAACUCAAAGGAGUUUUGAUGACCUUACCACAAAUCUAUAAAGCAUGUUAUAAACUGAAGAGCACAUCCACUGGCUGAACUUCUGAAUUUCUUACAUGUCUCCACUUCUGUGUACUCGCUCUGACUGAACUCAAAGACCGUUCAUUGGCAGAGGGUUUUAAAAAAGUGACAUUUUCAUCAUAGCUUUUCAUAUCGAUUUGCAUUCCUAAAUGCUGAGGUUACUAUCGUUUUACCUCUGCUGUGAGCGUGGUAACAAAGUCAUGAAUCAAAAUGUUUGACUCCAAGUGGUUUCUGUGGUCGUAUAUGUAGAAAACAGCUUUUCAAGGAGAGCGUACUAACAGCUGCUUCUAUUACAACCCCCUUUAUUUCCACCAUUAUGUCCUCUGGUAUUGUAACAUGUAUAACAGUCAGUAUCAAGUUAGACAGUAAAGUUUUUUGUCUUGUUUAGACUGUUUCCAUAGCUGUUGUUAUAGUACUUUUCCAUGGCAUACACUUUUGUAUGCUCUAUCCAUGAAAACAUGGAUGUAGUUAUUUAUAUUAAUGUAAAGCCACAUUUUCUGUAAAUACUAUAGAUAGAUAAUUCACCUCAGGCUUCUAAGCCUGAAGGUUAUAACCUGUUCUUUGCUGAUCCAAGCUUUUCCUGCAGUGAGUCGAAACAGCUGAUGUAAAAGAAUUUGUAAUAGUAACAGUUUAGCUACUGUCUGCAUUACCGUCCAUAUUAGCAGGUCAAUUACCACUGCUGGUAAAAUAUAGGAAGUACAUACUGUAAGGCAUUGGAGACAAAACUCAAAAUGUACAGUUAACUCUGUGUUAGUUGUUUUUUGUGUGUGUUGUGGUUUUCAGUUUUAACUUUCUUUCACUGCUCUGGAAGGGGAUGGGAGGGCACUGAUGGGUCGAGAAAAAAAAAAAGAAAAAAAGAAAAGAGUCAAACUCACUUAAACCCUCUAAGAACUGAAGAUCAUUAUGUCUUUAAAACCAGCUCAGAUUUUGACCAGUCUGAAGGUCCCGUACAGCUCCCGUCAGUGAGACUUUCACUGAGUCAUGGAGUUGUUGGGAUUACAGGUUCGAUAGCUAUGACCCAAAAAAUGGACUAAAAAAUAGGAGUGCUGCAUGGAAGUUUCUCUCCCAGGUUACCUCUCUUCUAUUUGUCUGCUUGUAAAUGUCAUAUUGUAUGCUUUUGUACAAUGACAAUAAAGAAACUAACUAAAAUACUGAUCAGCAUGUGGCCAUAUGUGAGAAUAUAUACUUUUAAUUCUGUUGUGUUCCAGGAGUGCAAUGGCCAUCGAGUCUCAGCAUCGGUACCACGAGUCCUAGUGGGAAACAAAUGUGACCUUGUGGACCAAAUACAAGUGAGUGUACUCAAUCAAGAACCAAAGCAUUGAUUACUUAUGUUUCAAUCCCUUCCUGUAUUAAUUAGUUUGCAAAAUAAAAUUGUGCUUUCCCAGGUACCCUCCAACAUGGCACUGAAGUUCGCUGAUUCUCACAACAUGCUGCUCUUUGAAACGUCAGCAAAGGACCCAAAGGAGAGUCAGAAUGUUGACUCUAUCUUCAUGUCUCUGGCGUGCCGCCUAAAAUCCCAGAAAUCCUUGCUUUACAGAGACGUACAGAGAGAGGAUGGGAAAGUCCAACUCACACAAGAGACUGAGACAAAGAGUAAUUGUCCCUGUUGAGGAAAAUGAGAAGUGUGAGCAUAAUGAAGGGAAAAGGAAAGGAGAAGAGACACUGUGCAUGACAUGGUUAAAGGCGAGAGUGUAAACCCAAACAAUGAGCCCAAAACAGAGUCUUUUACACUAGGGGUCGUUUUAUUGGUUUAGGAGAGGGAUUAGAGGUGAACCUGACUUUAGAAGUUAAUCAAAGAAGUUGGUGAUGUUUGUCAAAGAGACUGUUAACCAUCAAUAUUCUUGUCUUUAAGUACAGAGCAAUUUCAAAGGUUGCGGAGGCGUUAACUCCCUACAAGUGACACUGCUGAUCCACAGCUCCAAAACACCGUGGUCUUCUCUGUCCACAGUAUGAAUCAAAAGUGUUUUUUUAAAGUACACAGGAACAUGAUAAAAUACAAUUCUGGUCUGCACAGACUCAAUGCAAACACCCGAACACAGUUUAGGUUUGAAUGAUUCAAGGACACACAGCAACUAGUCUUCUCUUUGUUUACUCCUGCUAAAACUGGUACCACUUUAUUUGAAGGAGUAUACAUAAGACAGACAUUACACUGUCACAAUAAUGUCAUGACACCUGUCAUUAACAUGAAUAAGGAUUAUAAAGGUUGUCAUUUAGUGUUAUUCAGUAAAUUAUGACACCUUUGGUGCUAUGUUAAUGACAAUGCCUUCCCAAACAAUGUCAUUGUAGCACCAAAGGUGUCAUAAUUUAACAGCGUAAUGUCAGUGUUGUAUAUACCCCUUCAAAUAAAGUGUUACCCUAAAACUCCAGUUUAGUGUUUAUCACAGUAAGAGGUGACAGGAUUGAGACCUCAGCCUUACAGAGCUGCCCAUGUGUUUGUGGAAAGAAGUCAGUCUGGCAAAACUAGAAUAUUAUUACCAUUUCAGAUUAUCAUAUUUCAUACAACCAAACAAGUUGAAAGCAAUUGGAAAAUGGGAGUAUUUGACAGGAUGACUGGGACUAAAUGCUGUUUUCUAGCAAGACCAAUCCUUCACCAGUUUCUAUUAAAUCACAGUGAGAAAAGGAUAAAAUGCUCAUGUAAGAAAGUCCAGACAAACCCAAAUGACCAUUGUAAGAAGACUUCCAGAAAGGAGUUGCUAAAAUAUCGACGACAUCAUGACAUUUUAAGGAUUUGUAGGCUCGGGGAAAUGCUCUCUCCCAAAAGAUAGAACUGUAAUGGCGGAGGACCUUUUUUCAGCUGGCCCUAAAGCCAACAGAUGCCUCUUAUGCAUUUUAUUUAUUUGGAGGAGUAGCUUGUGAAACUUCCCUUUAGUAGGGAAACACCAGAAGAUUUCAUGAUGUAAUUUCAGACUCUCACAUUACCUUUUAAAUUUAUAGCUGUUUGACUUGAAAAAAUGUGCUCUGUCACAUAAAUAUCACUGCCCCCGGUCUCAGAGAGGACAGGGAAGACUAUACAGAAUCUUACAGCUGUGUGCCUGGAUGAAUUUGUACUGUUACACAGCCUGGGGUAUGAGCUGGAGGGAGACAUGUUUGAAUGGAAGGAGUUCAACAGUAUGAAGGACAUGAUGGACACAGGCUCAAAGAAAUGUAUAAAGCCAUGUUUAUUAUUUACAAUAAAGGAAGUGAUGUUAGUCCUGCGUUCAAACAGCUUCUUGCUGGAUUUAGGGUCGGGGCUCUUGAUCUUAGGUAACAUUGCAUCAAUCAACAAGUAUUACUGUGAUGUUGUCCUUUUGAUGCACACACACGCGCGUGCGCACACACACACACACACAUACACACACUUUAUGCCUCUGCAUUUGAAUGUGGUGGCCUUGAUUUAAACAUUGUUACAUUUGGAUCUAUGAAUGUUUUGUUUAGUGGGCUUCUGCAGCCAUGUUUCUGUUGAUGAACUACCCAGUUUGCCCAGUUAAACUCCUGUCCCUGUCCAGUUCCAGUGCUACACAAAGGAUUUUAGUUUUGAAACAAACAUGAAAUCGAAUACAUCCCAGUGCUUUGCCAUACUAACAAGUUACAUAGCUCACUAGCUCUAAGUGGCCAACCCAACCCAAAAAGCGUUGACACCUUUCAAGGACCCAGUUUUCAUAUGCCUACACUGCUGACCUGACCUGUUGUAUCUCUUGGGCCCCUUGGUGGUCCCCAAUACCCAACUGAAGAACUAAAUGGGCAGUGAGAGGCUAGGCUACACAUGAACAUGAUCGGGCCUGUGUCAUGUAUGUAGGUCAUCUGGGCAGCUUUCAUAUUGUGGGGACCAAAUCAGAACCUGAAUCAAAUGCAUGUGUAUUAGCGUUUUCUUUUAACCCUCCAUUUAAAUAAGGGCUAUUCAAGUAUUCAGAAUCACAUAGUAGAUAGGGAAAAGCCUUUUUUUGUGCCAGAGGGAAAUAUUUGACUCACACAGAAGCUGAAACUAUCUGUUUGGUCUCGAUGUUGUACUGACCUAAAGCCAAGCCUGAGUCCUUGGCCUUGGUGUUCCUCCAUGCUAACAGUCUGAUGACCCUCAGCUCAUUCCCUUCACCUGAACACUGUGCAGGAAAUCUACUGAGCUUGAAUCUGUUUGUGUGAUAUUUAUUUUGAUCUCAUAGCGCCCUCUGUGAUUUUAUAUUUUGGCAGCAAAAUUAAUCAAUGUAUACAGAUAAAUAACAUUAAAUCAAUGUAAAACACCAGCCCACUAUGAUGACAUUUGAUUUGGAUGCGAGUUUUACCUUGUCAUUAACAUGUAUUAGUCAGCUUGAAAUCAUGACCCAUUCCUGUUUCAUCAGAUCAUACAAUUAAUGCUAAUGUACAACGUGUGUGCUUUGCUUGCUUUCUACUGUUUUAUUUAUAUCUUAGUUUUUCUUUAUUUUUUUUGCAGUCUAUUUGGCUAUGUUCACACUGCAGGUUAUGAUGCACAAUUCAGAUUUUUUGUUAAAUCCGAUCUUUUUGUGCAGUCGUUGACAUUACAACAACGAAUGCGGCAUCUAAUGUGAACAGAAUGCGUCCGUGAAGUGACCCGCAUGCGCACAAAGCACAAAUUGCUUUCCGUGCCUGUUUGUGUUGUCCAACCAUGGUGACGUUUGUCGCAUAUUGAUGAUGUACAGGUCGGAUGAACGCGACCUGAGCGUCCACACUGCAGUUACAAUGGAUACAUAUCCAAUUUAUAUCCACAUACAAAAGAGGCCUGGGUCAGAUUUGAAAAAAUCUGAAUUGCACUGUUCACACUUACAUGAAAAAAUCAGAUAUGUGUCACAUAUGGUUAAAAAAUUUGAAUUGACCUGCAGUGUGAACACAGCCCUAGUGUCUUUUUGAUAUGCCAUGUUUGCUGUAAAAGGAUUUUCAAAAAAAACUUUUGUUCUGGGGCUUUUCAUGGCCCUCAUUUUCCAGAAUAAGACAGUGGGUAGAUCAGGACAUGGGAAGUGAUAAACCAGUAAAGGAACCAGUGGUUGGAAGCAGAUCAGGGCCUCCUGCAUAUGGGGGGCACACUGAGACUGCUUUAGGCAAGUGAUGCCCCAGAGAAAUGCCUUAUUCAUUUGAAAUUUAGUCAGGAAUCUGUGCUGGUGCCUAAAAACUCUCAACAUGUCAUCAAUACAUUGGACCUGUGCAUAUUAGGACAGAGCAGUAGCACUACCAUGUAAUAAGUAAAGUUAAAAAACAGAGUACGCAAAAAACUCUAUGAAACUACAAUAGACAGACACGUGAAUAGAUGACUUCAUGAAUGAUCUUUGACUGAGAGACACGAGUGUGCACAAAGUUCUAUCGUGAUCAUUGUCUGAAUAAGGUCGCAGUUUGAAUUCAAAGUUCCCUUCAGUUUUCAUUUUUUUCUUGUCCCUUCACAGCUGUUUCCAGAGUCUCUGAAAAGUGUAUAACUUUAAUUCCAAUACACAAUCUGUUGCAACUUGUGAACUCAUUUUUGUCGAUCACUUGAUCAACUCUUAAUUAAAUGCCUUUCACACCAUUGAGGUUGAUAUGGCACCACAAGUGUCAGAGGUGGAUUUUUCAGGAUGGUGGAUUCCUGUUGACUAAUUUUUAUUUUUAAAAAGCAGUAUACUAAAUCUAGUCACAACUACAAGUUCAAAUUCCAAACAGAGUAAUAAACGUAUUCUUUAACCAGACAUACCAUUGUGAACUGUGUUGUCACCAUUUUAUUCUAAGAUCUAGGGUGACAGUUUUAGCUGAGUAUACUGUUAUAGAUGGACUGAAAUUUGGUGGUCAUAGUUUUGCUCAGAACCAUCUUUGCGGUAUGCAUCUAAAUGAUUAUGUUGUACUGGUUAAGCCCCAUCCAAAACAUCUCAUAUGCCAGAGUUGGUGCUUUUAUCUGUUUUCAGUGACUUUUGUACCCUCCAUUUCAUCUGGUUCCUCCUUCACAUCUGAAUUCAUCGUUAAGUCUGUCUGUCCAUCCCUGUCCCUGUC
Molecule: messenger RNA, 11861 nt
Organism: Xyrichtys novacula (pearly razorfish)
Lineage: Eukaryota; Metazoa; Chordata; Actinopteri; Labriformes; Labridae
Source: the annotation of a GenBank genome assembly